Molecule: messenger RNA, 3216 nt
Organism: Aspergillus mulundensis
Lineage: Eukaryota; Fungi; Ascomycota; Eurotiomycetes; Eurotiales; Aspergillaceae
Product: putative DEAD box helicase involved in nonsense mediated decay
Exons: 5
Coding region: 1-3216 (1071 amino acids)
Biological process (GO): regulatory ncRNA-mediated heterochromatin formation
Cellular component (GO): nuclear RNA-directed RNA polymerase complex
Molecular function (GO): helicase activity
Source: RefSeq, a predicted model, not a curated record
AUGGACUCGGACGACGAAAUCAACGCUCAGCUAGCUGAGAGAUUCAAACGCACCACUCUCAGCAGCCCGGCAACUAUUAACACGAGAGCCCUGAACGCACGCACGGUUGCGAUAGUUACCAAGGACAUUCGCAAAUACUUCGAUGACCUCCACAAGCAUGAUCCAGACACUUUAUCUUCGAAGCCGUGGCUAUCAAAGCCAGAGCUCCCAUCUUCGGAUGAGAUCUUUGGAACUGACGAAGAGUUCGUUGACCUUGAGCCAAACAAGAUCGAGGGCCCCUGGGAGUCUAAGGAUGCAUAUCUGAAGGCUCAUUAUGAUCUUAUUCGAGAAGAAGCUGUGGCCUCCUUGCGGGAUGCCGUGGCCAUCUUUAGAGCUGAUCCUGAUAUGUGUGAUGACAAGAGCGUGUCUGUCUACGAGAAAGUAUACGUUACAGGAUUGACCUUUGCCCGCCAGGGACUAGCAUUCAAGCUUCAAUUUUCGACAAACAGAGCGGGUAGAAACAUCGCUUGGGAAUACUCAAAGCGCUUGGUCAGUGGCUCGGUAGUUGCGUUAUCGCCUGCAGAUGAUGCUUUCCAGACGAAGUGUGUCAUUGCAGUCGUAGCUGCUAGGCCUUUGGAUGGUGUGAGGUUACUACCCCCGGAAGUCGAUGUACUCUUUGCCAAUCCCCUAGACGCGGACUUUGAUCCCCAACUGGAGUGGGUCAUGGUCGAGGCAAAACAAGGGUAUUAUGAGGCUUCGAGGCACCUCAUGACGGCUUUGCAAAAAAUGAGCUCUGAAAGCUUCCCUCUUUCUGACCAAAUCUGCUCGUUGAGCCCUCAUAUUUCGGCCCCAGCCUACGUUCAGAAUAACUCAAUUGUAAAUAUUCACUCGGCCAUCACCGACUCUAAUGAAGAGGGCAAGCUCGACAUUCUGCAGAACUGGCCUCACUCACCUUUGGGGGACCUUGAUGCAACCCAAUGGGACGCUUUGGAGCAGAUGCUCACCAAACAGCUCGCUAUUAUUCAAGGGCCGCCAGGCACGGGUAAAACCUAUGUCUCCGUCCUAGCUUUGCGGAUCAUGCUCUCCAAUAUGAAGGCGGACGAUCCGCCCAUCGUUGUCGCCUCUCAAACGAACCAUGCCCUAGACCAACUUCUGACCCAUGUCUCUCGCUUCGAGAGACAAUAUGUUCGCCUGGGAGGUAGGAGCGCUUGUCCAGAGAUUAGAAAACGUACCAUAUUCAACAUUAGACGCGAAGAACCCAUGCCCAACUUUCCUGGUGGUACGCUUGGGAAUGCCUUCAAAAGCCAUAAAAGAUUGUCGAAUACCAUCGCAGAGCUACUACAACCUUUUAACGAAGCUAACUCUGGCCAGCCCCUUCCCUCCACGCUAUUCAAGAAGUACGGCCUCUUGACGACAAAGCAGUACGACUCUCUUGAGAAAGGAGCUAAACGCUGGGUGAGUGCUGGGCAAGAGCAAGGUGAAGCUGACCCCCUGGUACCUUGGCUUGGGGACCAAGCAGCCCCUUUUGAAGUCACGUACACAAAGGAGGAUUUUGGUUUCGCUGGAGAUGAGGUGGAUUUGGAGUACGAGCAGUUAAAAGAACUAGAGGCAGAGCAGGGCCUCAAUGAUGACGAUGAGGACGAGUCUCUCAAAGGUUUGCUCACACUUCUCAAAGAAGGCUUUUAUGGAAAAGCCAAUUCACAUUCAAACCCUGGUCGCUAUGAAGAUAUGUGGGAAGUCCCCGUCAAAGCUCGCGGUGGGGUUUAUAACGAACUUCGCGGCCAGCUCAAGCAAAAAAUCCUGCGUGAAUUCCGCCAACUACUUGUUGCAUAUGAACAGGCGAUAGAAAAUCUUCGCAUUGGUGGCUGGGAGCGCGAUCACAUCGUUUUACAAAACGCCAAGGUGCUUGGGAUGACGACAACAGGUCUCAGCAAAUAUCGAGCGCUCGUGUCAAGCAUGAAGCCGCGGAUCGUCCUUAUCGAAGAAGCAGCACAGGCGAUAGAAGGCCCGAUAGCCGCCGCAUGCUUAGACUCGCUCCAGCAGCUGAUACUCGUGGGCGACCAUAAGCAGCUCCGUGGAAAUUGCUCGGUUCAAGACCUUGAAGGAGACCCGUUCUACCUUGAUAUCUCGAUGUUCGAACGUCUCGUGAAUAAUGGAAUGCCAUAUGUCACUCUCCAACGGCAGAGAAGAAUGGCACCGGAAAUCCGCCAACUGCUGUCGCCUAUAUACGGAUUAUUGGAGGACCAUGAGUGCGUUACCAAGCGAGAGGAAGUGCCAGGAAUGGGAAACAUCCGCUCAUUCCUAUUCUCUCAUGACUGGCUUGAGAGUUCUGACGAUAUGUCAAAAACCAACGAUAAGGAGGCAGCGAUGGUAGUCGAAUUCUUCGCCUAUCUCGUCCUUAACAACACUCCUGUUAAGGACAUCACUGUGCUUACAUUCUACAAUGGUCAGAGAAAGAAGAUUCUCAAGAUGAUGAAAAGUCAUCGCUAUCUCCAAGGACACUACAUCAAAGUAGUCACUGUAGACUCGUACCAGGGAGAAGAGAAUGAAGUUGUGAUUUUGUCUCUGGUCAGAAACGGCAGACAGGGGAUUGGGUUCUUGUCAAAUGCCAAUCGAGUCUGUGUUGCUCUCUCGAGAGCCCGCCGAGGCUUUUACAUAUUCGGUAAUGAGAACCUCCUCGCCGCGGACGAGCUCUGGGCUCAAGUUCUCUAUAUUCUGGGCAAUAAGAACCCAGAGCCUCGGGUUGGGCAUAUGUUGCCCUUGACAUAUCCGUCCGAUUGGAAGAACACGAACGGUGGCUGCGAGCUAGCAUGCGGCGAAAAGCUGAGCUGCGGCCAUCAGUGUGCUCUGCGUUGUCAUAGUUGUGACUGCGAGGAAGCCAAACGCCUUGAGACCCUUGCACAUGAGCCAGCACAGUUCAUUGCGGACAUGGAUCGCGGGGUUUCGCCCAAGAAAAACGAAGAUGGUUGUGAGAAGCACCUGGCAAUAAAGAAAUUUCAAGCGUAUGCAAACGGCGGAUCGAAAGAGCACGACGCGAUCCUGGAGCAGAUAGCAGAAUUGCAGCAGCGAAAAGAGGAGCUGGAGAAUCGCGGCUUUUGUUUCGAGGCACCUGCCGUGUCUGGUGCUAUUGGGCAUAAAGAACCUGACUCGGACGCGCAGAAGGGGCAGGAGAAGCAGGAGAACAGUACUUUUGGCCAAGCUCAACCGGACACAGAGGUAGAUCUCAUCGAAUUCUAG